AUGUCAGCAGAGGAAAAUCGCAAAGACAAAAACAGAGGCAGUUGGGUCGAUUCAAACCCAACCCCGGUUCAAAGCACAGCUAGUGACAACCGCCAUUCCCAGCAUAGUUCAAAGGGAGACUCCAAUAUUAGCUCGAGCUUUCGUAUUUCCAUAGACAAUCAUAGUUAUGACGAUAAAGGCAAAAGUUGGACCAGUUUAAUAGCACCCUAUCCAACAUUACUCAACAAUAAUCGUGAUUCCCAAGAUAGCGCAAAGACAGACUCUAAGCAUAGUUUGAGAAACUCUACAUCGGCAGAUAACGUUAAUGGACAAACGAUUGAAAAAUUCAAUCGGGAUUUAUCGAAAAACGAGAAAAUUGCUUUGCUUAUUGUGAUGAGUCUUACUGUAUUCUUGGCAUCGAUUGAAGUAACUGCCGGCCUGCCAGUAUCGAGUGAAAUUGCAUCGUCGUUCAAUAAUUUAGAGUCAUACCGAUGGCCUGUAACUGCUUACCUUCUUACGUUUUGCGCAUUUCAACCUAUUUGUGGAAAGUUUUCCGACAUAUUUGCUCGAAAGACCAUCAUGUUAUUUGCAAUGGCCACCUUCUUGUUUGGCUCGCUUGGCGCUGGCGCAGCAACAAACAUGUCUAUGCUUAUUGCGUUUAGAAUAAUACAAGGUCUCGGCGGAGGUGGUCCAAUAUUGGGAAUACUUUUCAUAAAUGAUUCUUGGCACUGGGCAUUUUACGCGAACGUCGCUAUGGGCAUCUUUCUCCUAAGUGCUUUGGUGUUGCUCAUGCACCCCCCAUAUGAGCCCAAACCCUUCCUUGAUGACCUCACAUCUGUUAACUAUCUGGAGAUGAUUGCCCAAUUAUCCUCUGUGAUAUGUUUUCUUUUAGCACUUGCAUUUAUUGCUGAAAAUAAUCAAACACAAGAGUAUAGUGGGGAUGUUGCCGUACUGUUCAUCUCGUCAGCAAUAUUCCUAAUAAUCUUUAUCUAUAUGGAGAAGAAAGCAACCAAUCCAUUGAUUCCUUGGGAAUUCUGGGAUAAAGAAAUACUUGUCGCGUCUGCAUGCGCUUUGUUCACCGGAAUAGCUUUUGCGCUAGUGGCAUAUAUUCCGCUUUGUUGCCUAAUCAUACAACACGCCCCUGCGUCAGUUAUUGGAUUGAACGCAUUUGUACUGCUAAUAGGUUUUGUCAUUACGAGCGUCGCUUCAGCGGCGUUAGUAAAACGAUUGAACAUGUAUGGGCAGUUUCUUGUGAUUGGCGGGAUCUUUAACGUUAUCGGAUUCGGGAUUUUAACCGCAUGGGACCAAUAUACACUUGGCUUUGAAGUGUACAUGUGUUUGUUAAUAAUAGGUUUGGGUAUGGGAUGUAUCCUACAUACAAACUUCCUCGUUACUCAAAAAGUGGCCAAGAAGCACUAUAAGAUUCCUAACACUUGGUGUCAGUUCGUAACUACAACGGGUGUGGCUAUUGGAAUCACAACCUUUGCAGCCAUUCUGCAAACAAGAAUAAACGCCAAUUUCCGCCAGCUUGAUUCGAAAACUGCUGAGGAAAUAUUGGCGUUGUCGCCUCAAAUCCUAAUAACCUACGAUACUGGCAACCUUCCUGCAAAAUACGUCGAAAUCAUGCUUGACAAUUUUGCCCAUGCCUUCCAUUCGGUAUUCGUAGGCGGCACCAUUAUGGCUUGUCUUGGUUUGCUCUUCAAUAUCCUUUUCACGAUCUUACAUGGUACAGAUGCUAAAGACAGUAAAAGUGAUAUAUCUAUUACGACUGCGAGUACUUGCCCUCGGUAUGAUAAUGUCAUUAAUAAUAAGAUCCAAGUCGACGUGUCAGAGGUCAAGAUCUCCAAAGUUUAUACGCAACCACCACGUAAACAUAGCACCAUCGUCCCGCUGAAUUAUGCAAUUGAUCAUGGAAAUGGACAAGUUUAUAAUUCGCGAAGGGUUACAAUUUUCUCCUUGCAACAGUGA
Messenger RNA from Paraglomus brasilianum, 1947 nucleotides. The record is from the annotation of a GenBank genome assembly. Lineage: Eukaryota; Fungi; Glomeromycota; Glomeromycetes; Paraglomerales; Paraglomeraceae.